AUGGCCUUGCAGGUCGUCUUUCGCGUCAAUCCAGUCAUUUUGGAGCCAACAGGCAUCGCUGCGGACAAUGGCAAACAGCCAGAUGGGUUGUCUUUGAUCCCAUGGAGGAUGGGAUGGGCCUCAGAAUGGGAUGCUACUUGCAGGCUAUCAGGACUAGAAGCUAUGCAACAGGGGAACGUCAAAUCUCCUCUCGGGGACAAGGGCAAGAGACAUUAUUUACUUAAACCAGACCAGACCUACUGGUUGUCUGGUCUCCCACCGGGUCCGGGCGACGACGACUCCGGAGAUAUAUGUCGGAAGAUGCACUGA
Pieris macdunnoughi is the source of this 309-nucleotide messenger RNA. The record is from the annotation of a GenBank genome assembly. Lineage: Eukaryota; Metazoa; Arthropoda; Insecta; Lepidoptera; Pieridae.